AUGAGGCGGAAAGUGGCGUUCCUCAUGGAGGAAAUCCGUGAUAAAGUGCACACCGCCUGCGGGCCAACCGUCUCCUGCGCUGACAUCAUGGCCCUUGCCACUCACGACGUCGUUGUAGCGUCAGGUGGCAAACCCUACCAUGUGCCACUCGGUAGGCUAGACAGCUUCGAGCCCGCACCGCUGAGGUUCGUCGAGGAACUCCCACCCCGCACCUUCAGUGUUGACCAGCUUAUCACUGCCUUCCGCAGCCGCAGCCUCGACGAGAAAGAUCUUGUGGUUCUCUCUGGCGCGCACACCAUCGGGAAAGCUCGUUGCGCCACCUUCAGCGACCGUUUCCCUAACUCCGACUCUGAUGACUUUGUCCGAAAGCUACAAGACAACUGCACCGCCGACGUGAACCGGCGUCAGGACCUCGACGUGACCACCCCGGAAGAGUUCCACAACAAGUACUACAUCAACCUCAAACAGGGGAAGGGGGUUCUUACCUCCGACGUGCAGCUCCUCCUCAAUGAGACCACCCGAGAGUACGUGAACGACUUCGCCGACAAUGAGUGGUGGUUCUGGAACCAGUUCGGCAGCUCCAUGAGCAAGAUGGGGAUGCUCCAGGGACCUCAAGGGAACGUCGGCCGCAUCCGCCAGCAGCGCUACUAG
This is a messenger RNA of Triticum turgidum subsp. durum (durum wheat), 651 nucleotides long. NCBI's taxonomy places the organism in Eukaryota, Viridiplantae, Streptophyta, Magnoliopsida, Poales, Poaceae. The record is from the annotation of a GenBank genome assembly.